Messenger RNA from Porites lobata, 2189 nucleotides. The record is from the annotation of a GenBank genome assembly. NCBI's taxonomy places the organism in Eukaryota, Metazoa, Cnidaria, Anthozoa, Scleractinia, Poritidae.
UGGUAUUCUCCCCUCAGUUACAGAGUGACUGUUGUAGCAAAAGAGUUUGCCUCAUCAGUCUCCGGUGAACUUAUUACCUCUGAGAUCGCUGGGGCGUUGUGGGAGUGGCCACCCGCCGUCUGUGGGGGUCACACAGACGAGGAAUCGUUGGAUCGGGCCAAAGUUUGGUGCACAGAGAGUUACACCAAGUUCGUAGAAAUGGCCAUGAAAUCAGAAGAAACGGGGGUGUUUGUUCAACAGUCAGUUUUUUACUUUAAAAACAAAGUUGAAGAUGUUCCCGAGCAGAUGGAAAAGAUGAAUGAACUUCGUUACUUGCCAGGAUUUCAACACAACUGCAGACUUAUUGAAGAGACAUGUGAGUAUGUUCUAAAACUUCUGGAGCAUAUUAUACUGAUCUAAAUCUGCUCUAGUAACAGUGCGCAGUGAGCCAAGAGAAUUAAAUAGAUUAUCACGUGACCGCUCGUCCAUAUAUACCUUCCACCGCAGAUAUAAGUCAGUUAGGGAUGUGAUAUUGCACACGUUUCUAGACAAGCGGCAGUGUUUCAUUGAGAUAAAUCUGUCCUUUUAAGUUAUACUUGCAUCAUGAAUUGGCCAUCUGCAUGUCAUUAUCAAAUGGCUGUAUAACGCGCGAAUUCAGAUCCAUGUAGCUCGCGCCACAGUUUUGAGCCUAUUGUUUCAUUGAAAGAUAGCCACAUGUUGAUAUAGCUCGUUUUAUGCUUGUCUCGCCCGCCACAGUUGCUUUUAUAUAGAGCUGAUAUAGAUCAUAACUUUUCUUUUUUUUUCUUUUCUUUUCUCUGAAUUAACGGAACCUUCGUUUUAUAAUCAGUGAUAUCAAGUAAUGUCACUAGCACAUAUUUUAUAACAAAUCGUGGGUUUAUAUCAUAUGGCAGGCAAACAUUUUAAUCGAAUCGAGAAAAUGAUUUACCGAACUGGGAGUUAACUCACGCAGUACUCCGAAGUUUCUACCUGGUUUUAUCAUUUAGUUGAAACUGAUUGGAGCCAGGAAAUUUUUAGUGGCUGCACCUAAGUGACAGUUUUGUUUUCUCUUUUCAGCUGUAAGCCUGGACACAGGAGUGGUUGAUGCCUACCAACACAUGGCGCCCAUGGUUGAUACAGUCACAUUCUUGCAGUGGCUUUAUAACCAGUGCCAAGAUAAGGGCUGUCGUUUUGUACAAGAUGAGAUUCAUGGGCUGUUAUCUGAUCAGGCCGAAUACUUGAAGGACAAAUACAAAGCCAGGCUCAUUAUUAACUGCUCUGGACUCAGUUCUAUAGAACUAGCUGGAGAUAAUGAGGUCUACCCUUCAAGAGGUUAGAAAAGAAAAUGUUACGUUAAAGUCAUCUAUGAUCAGAAAAGUUUUGUGUUUUCUCGGGGUAGGAUUAAGAAAUGUGUCAUUUAUGAGUAUAGUAAUGAUACAAAAACACAUUAAAUUCACGCAACAAGAACGGUGUCUUCAUUAUGUUCGUUGGAAUCGUCAAACCUGGCUAAAACUGAGUCACUGUUUGACCGUCUGACCACCUCAAGGGAAUGCUGCUUAUAUGGGUUCACUCAAUGAUCACACUACUUAAUCGGGUUGAAACUGCUGUUUUAACCCCUCCCACUCGUGUACCGGGAUGAUAAAAAAUGAGAUCAACGUAAGAACGACCUUAGUUAGUGUUCCUGUAUUAACAGUAUCAGUUUCCCUGACUAGCGAUCUUUCUCAUUCUUAGGUGCGAUCCUUAAAGUCCGCAACGAUGGGAGUUUGAUGCCAAAGUUAACGCAUUCCAUGAGCCUCUCUGUUGUUGACAAAAUUCAGGAUGUUGCACAGGAAGACCAAGAUUUCAUCUACAUCUUACCUAGAAACGACGAUAAACUUUGGCUUGGUGGCCUUGUGCAACCCAAUCAGUGGGAUAAAGAUCUUACUAUGGAUUCUCCAUCAGUCAGAAGAAUGUUUGACAAUGUCAAAGAGUUCUACCCUCCGCUGGGUAACUAUGGAGAUGAUGACGUUGAAGAAGUGCUGAUAGGACUCCGACCUGCUCGUAAAGGUGGCAAUAUUCGUUUAGAAUGGGAUGCUGUCUCACCUUCUGUUCUACAUAACUAUGGACACGGGGGUGCAGGGGUGACUCUCUCCUGGGGGUGUGCUAACGAAGUGUGCGCCAUGGUGGACCACGCCUUAAAAAGGCAUAAAUUAAUUUAUAUCUCAAAGCUGUAA